AUGGAAAACGGCUACACGUCGGCCACUGCCUAUCAAGGUCCAAACCACACCGAACCGAUGCGGAAGCUCACCAGAGUCCGCACGGAUGUCCUUCCGAGUACAACCAUCACCGCUGGACUCCCGCAAGUCAACCCAUUCUCUCGUCCAAAGAGCUUCAUAAAGGGAAUGGUCCAUGCAGUCUUGGCUACUGCAAUCUUCAGGUGUUGGCACUUCAUCCUCUUCUAUUCCCUUGAAGCUUUUGUGGUCACCUACUUCUACAUGGUCCAUGGCAAGACCUUUCUGGCUAUCGAAAAUACCUUGAUGAACGUUUUGGGAACUGUGUUGGGUUUCGUCAUAGGCUAUAGAAGCAGUGCCAGCUUUGAGAGAUACAAUGAAGGUCGACGCUUUUGGAGCCAAGUCGUUUUGAACGUCCGCAUGUUCGCUCGGACAGUGUGGUUUCAUGUACCUGAUGGACCGACAAACGGUAUGCAAAUGGGGCCAGCAAAGGAUGUCAGCGAAUACAAAGCAAGAACCCUCGUCGAGAAGAAGACUGUUCUAAAUCUGCUAGAGGCUUUUGCCGUCGCCUCAAGCACUAUUUGCGAGGAGAAACGAUUUCUCCCCGCUUAUGCCCUUCCUGCUGGGUACGAAAUCCAGUGGCCAGACCCCCGUAAUCCCAAAGCACGAACUUCUUCCCAGAUUCCUCGGGCAUCAGCUCAGGUGAAUCGGUCCUCCUUUCAGGUCCAUCAAGAUGGUCUGCCGCUACCCGCGACGACAAAACAACGGGGGCCAACUCUCAACGUUCAGCCACCUUCACUUGACGAGAAGCGAGGUAUGAGUGAAUCUACGGCACACGAGAAUAUCAUCUACCUCGCACCGUCGCGGGAUCCUCCUCCAUAUCACAUUUUCGACUUUUGGCCCAUGUCGCUCUUCGUCCGCAGUUUGCAAAAAGGUGGCAAGGAGCUCAAGGGCAGGAAGGCUCUCAGAGAUCGGGCAAAAAAUCCCUCCAAUUCGGACAACGUCGCUCUUGAAAUCUCGCUCUACCUCAGUAGCUAUGUUGCCUCUCUCCAACAGCGCGGUCUCGACGGCCUAACUGCUGGGACUUUGAUGGGUGCAUUGGGACAGUUAAGAGUGUUGUCCACACCGGUUCCAUGGGCUUAUAACGUUCACAUUUGGUUCGUCGCGCUGAUCUGGCUUUUGCUUCUGCCUUUCCAGAUCUUGAAGCCACUUGGCUGGCUUACAAUCCCGGGGGUGGCGCUUGCGUCCUUUGUAUAUUGUGGUCUGAUGAAAUGCGCCGAAGAGAUUGAGGAUCCUUUCGGAUACGACUACAACGAUCUCAACUUGGAUCACUUCACGCACAACAUCAUUCGCAAGGAGCUCGCCUCGCUCACGGCCCUCCCCAUGCCCGAUCCGACCAAAUGGGCGUUUUCGCCGGAGAAUGAUGCCGUGUUCGACGUCGACGGCAAUGCGAUCUACCUCGACCCAGAUUCACUCGCUCCACCGAGAAACGACGCGCCUGUUACUCCGAUUCCUAUUCCAGCUAAGACACUGUCUCCACCAUUGGAGAGAAUGGCAUCGCCAGCGACCAUACGAAGCAGCAUCGACGGUUCCUCGACGCAAGGUGCAAUAGGUGCCGGCGUCCUCCAACCAGGCGGAUCGCUCAGUGCACACAAGUCGUCUUUUGGUAGUCCUGACGGUGCUGGACUGGUUGCUGGGGCUGCAGUUGCUGCUGCUGGGAUCAAUGCCGAAGUCGUUCCUUUCGACUUUACCAACUCUCCAUCUCCCCCGCCCACAGGGGUGUAA
Messenger RNA from Serendipita indica DSM 11827, 1779 nucleotides. The record is from the annotation of a GenBank genome assembly. NCBI's taxonomy places the organism in Eukaryota, Fungi, Basidiomycota, Agaricomycetes, Sebacinales, Serendipitaceae.